AUGUCCAAAACAGACGUUGAGGACGUUCCAAAUGACGAUCCAUAUGCCUUAAAAAACGCUCCCUACCUGAAACCGAGCAAAGACUACAAAUACAAGGAAAAGGUGCUCGUUUUCGCAAAUAGAGGCAUUACAAACCUCGGAAGGCAGCUUUUAAACGAUUUAAAGUCUUUGCUUCCUCAUCACAAGGCAGAAUCAAAAUGGGAGAAGAGAGUCUCAUACGCCGAAAUCAACGAAAUUUGCGAAAUAUCAAGCUGCUCAAGUGUGGUUUUCAUAGAGUCCAAAAAGAACGAGAUGAUCCUCUGGGUCGCCAAGUCCCCGUACGGGCCAACGCUAAAGGCUAGGAUCACAAAUAUCCAUACCCUCAAGGACUCGACUUUUUUUGGAAAUUGCCUCGCAAGGUCCAGACCACUAUUGACCUUUGACAAGUCAUUCAGCGAGCUUCCGCACCUCAAGCUCAUUCAGACGCUCUUUACUCAGGUCUUUGGAACCCCAAACAACCAUCCAAAGAGCAUGCCAUUCCACGAUCACUGCCUCUCCUUCUUUUACCUGGAUAAUCACAUCUACAUGAGACACUACCAGAUAUCGCCAGAGAAUGAAUUCUCAAUCAAUAAUCCAGACAGACAGAUGCUAACUGAAAUCGGACCUCAAUUCGCACUGGAAGUCAUCCUACUCCUCAACGGGAGCUUCAACGGAAUCACCCUCUGGAGGAAUCCAAACUACCUAUCGCCAAUUGUUGUAAGUUCUACAGCAUUAAACACGUUGCAUAAACAGAUGCGCAAGUACAAAAUGAAUGCAGAAGCCGAAAGGUACAAGAAACGACAAAAGUUCAAAGACGUAAGUCCACAUGUUCCCGCACAAGUUGUUUCAGAUGAAACGAGAAGAAAAGGAAGAGAGAGAAGAUCCUCUAUCCAACGCAAAUGUCUUUGCAGCUCCAUAAAUCGCCUAACUUUUGUACCAUUCACUCUAUAUACAUUUUACUUACUCUACUCCAUGGCUCAUACUACAAAGGAGAAUAGAGACGUUUAUUACCGAAAAGCCAAGGAAGACGGAUAUCGAGCCCGUAGCGCCUACAAGUUGCUACAAAUAUUCAAGGCACAUGGGAUUUUCUAUCCUCUAGUGGAUUCUAACGAAGCAAAAGCUAUCAUACUGAACCACAAGUGUGUCUUUCAAGGUAGUAGAUCCGUACAGUGCACGUCCAUUGGAAGAAUAAGGAAUGUCAUCGAUCUUUGCGCCGCUCCAGGCAGUUGGAGCCAACUUGUUAGGAAUUUAGUCAAUUAUGACUAUCUGUCAUUCAAAACAGCCGUAGAUUCCCUGGAUUCAGGCUCUAUAUGUAGCAGAGUAAGAGAUUACUGCAACACUAAACCCGUAAUCGUAUCAAUUGACCUACAGGAAAUCGCUCCCAUCAACGGAGUCUACACCCUUAAAGGAGAUAUCACCGAUAAGAAGGUCCUGGACCAAGUACGUGACCUAUUCGUCGACAAUAUCAGCAAGAAUAUCGCAAAAGUAUCCAAAGACUCAAACAUCGAAGCUGGAGCUCAGCUCAUCACCUGCGAUGGAGCUCCUGAUAUCAGUGGAUUGCAUGAAACUGAUGCUUUUGUGCAGUCUGCACUCAUAAGAGCAUCGCUUUGUGUCUGCUGCUCGAUCCUGGAUGCCAAUGGAACGUUUGUUUGCAAGACUUUCUUCAACUCCACAGAAUCUCCAAUAUUCAGACAAGUCAGCAUAUUCUUUGAUGAAUGUACAAUCUUUAAACCUUCCGCAUCUAGGAUGUCUAGCUCCGAACACUUUAUCGUUGCAAAGGGAUUUAAGCCUCUUGGAAAAUUGAGGGCCAUAAAGGAUCCAGAAACUUCUAAUUUCCAAGAGAAUAUUCCAGAAAGUCUAUUCCUUGGACCCUUAAUGCAGUGCGGUGAUCUAAGCGGAUAUGAUAAAGUAAUUAAACUCUUAGAGUAA
Theileria equi strain WA is the source of this 1947-nucleotide messenger RNA. RefSeq lists its product as hypothetical. The record is from RefSeq and is a predicted model, not a curated record. Gene Ontology annotation, biological process: tRNA processing; ribosomal large subunit assembly; rRNA processing. Gene Ontology annotation, cellular component: nucleolus. The transcript is spliced from 5 exons. Gene Ontology annotation, molecular function: rRNA binding; tRNA methyltransferase activity. Lineage: Eukaryota; Apicomplexa; Aconoidasida; Piroplasmida; Theileriidae. The coding region runs from base 1 to 1947 and encodes 648 amino acids.